This is a messenger RNA of Cicer arietinum (chickpea), 1349 nucleotides long. RefSeq names its product ADP-ribosylation factor 1. The record is from RefSeq and is a predicted model, not a curated record. Gene Ontology annotation, molecular function: GTP binding; GTPase activity. NCBI's taxonomy places the organism in Eukaryota, Viridiplantae, Streptophyta, Magnoliopsida, Fabales, Fabaceae.
ACAAUAGCUACACCAGAUCCCAUAACCGAAAGGUGGAGGGCGAGGGAAUCAAAAUCUUCACUCGAUCCUCAUAUAUUCAUCAUUUUUCGAUUCCAUUCUUCUAUCUCAAAACCUUUCCAAACGUAACCCUUGCUUCUCCGAUUUUCAAUUUCUUCAGAUCAGAUUCACACUGGCAUGCAGAUUCAGAGUGUUUGCUUUGAGAUCUGAUCCGAUUUCAAUUUUUUCUCCGUCCGAACAAACGAAUUCUCAGUAAGAAGAAUCAGUUUUAGCUGAUUGAUUAAUGUUCUAACCGUAACUGUACUGUGUCCGUCCCUCUGCCGAAUCGGAAGAUGGGAUUAGUGUUUACCAGAUUGUUUUCAUUUUUCGGUAACAAGGAAGCUCGAAUUCUCGUUCUCGGUCUCGACAAUGCCGGAAAAACCACUAUUCUCUAUCGGCUUCAGAUGGGAGAAGUUGUCUCCACCAUUCCAACGAUCGGGUUCAAUGUUGAAACUGUGCAGUAUAACAACAUUAAAUUUCAGGUCUGGGAUUUAGGUGGGCAAACAAGUAUCAGGCCAUAUUGGAGGUGUUACUUUCCAAAUACUCAAGCAAUUAUCUAUGUUGUGGAUUCAAGUGACACUGAUAGGCUUGUGAUAGCUAGGGAGGAGUUCCAUGCAAUUCUGGAGGAAGAAGAAUUAAAAGGUGCAGUAGUUCUCAUUUUUGCAAACAAACAGGACCUUCCUGGUGCCCUUGAUGAUGCUGCAGUGACGGAGGCUCUUGAGUUGCACAAGAUUAAAAAUCGCCAAUGGUCUAUUUUUAAAACUUCUGCUAUUAAAGGCGAAGGACUUUUUGAGGGCCUCGAUUGGUUGAGCAAUACACUCAAAUCUGGAGGUGGCUGAAGGUAUAAGCUUCACAGAAUUAGAUAUUUAGUUCAAUUGGUGAAUUCAGAAGGAAGGUCAACAUGCAUAUUUUGGUAUCAAUUUUUUUUGGAUUUAUUUGGCAUCACUUUCACUAUGACAAUAUAUCGAUUAUUGUUAUUUGGGCUCACAUAUUUUAUUCCGUUUUUUGUGUUCAAAGAUUAACUAUAUGAAUGUUGGUCAACGGUCUCUUGUCUAUUUAUUGGUCCCGUUUUUAUUAUUUUAAAUACAUUUCUUGGCCCCUCAGCAUAGAGUAGUUUUGUUAAUGGAGGAGUAUAUGGGGUUUAUAUGCGAGUUGUGAAGAUGACAGCGAUGGUUGAUGAAUGUGGGUUUGACUUCUCCAUAUUGAGACAUUGCAUUCUAUCUAGUGAAGCAGUUGAUUGAAAACUCAUCGAUUAAGAUUGUGACUGAUCUAUCCGAUAACUCUUUGAUUGAAUAUAUUCAAUGUUUAUACUA